This is a messenger RNA of Rotaria socialis, 279 nucleotides long. The record is from the annotation of a GenBank genome assembly. Lineage: Eukaryota; Metazoa; Rotifera; Eurotatoria; Philodinida; Philodinidae.
AUGCAAAUCUAUCACUAUGCAUUCUGGCUGUUAACUUUGAGCGUUGUUUUGGCUAAUACGGGAUCUCUGUCUCGAUCGAUAGACAAUGAAAAAUAUGAAGAAGUAUAUGAUCCAAAUAAUUCUUAUGAUCAUAUCGAUGCACCAUAUAGUCUUACGGCAUAUUUAAAUAAUCCUCUGGCAUUCGAAAUAACUGACGGUACAGCGUAUCAUAGGCCACUAUCAUUCGAACGGCAAAGAAGAUCAAUAAGAAAAGGUGAUUCAAGUGAAUUCAUGGGUUAA